This is a messenger RNA of Trichomonas vaginalis G3, 2640 nucleotides long. Its product is annotated as S-layer homology domain-containing protein. Bases 1 to 2640 code for a protein of 879 amino acids. The record is from RefSeq and is a predicted model, not a curated record. Lineage: Eukaryota; Parabasalia; Trichomonadida; Trichomonadidae. The transcript has a single exon.
AUGUAUGCAAAUUAUCAUGUAUUGAUGGUUGAGAUCAUGGAUGAACAUGGAAGUUCUGUUUUUGAUUACAAAUACAUACAAAUUGUUAAUCAGCCAAAGAUCAAAUCUGUUAAAUUUGAUAAGAAUGUUUAUUUACUGAAUGAACUUGCAACGGUUACAAUAGACUACUCUGAUGUUGAUAAAGGAAAAUAUUUAAUGUUCUACUAUGUUGUUGAUGAAAAAACAUAUACAAUGUGGAGUGGAGCCAAAUCAAACGGAAAUGAUCAAACAUCUUAUCAAAUAACAUUUAUUCCAUUUGAUCUUAAACCUGCCCUUAAAUCGUUCCAGUUUUACGUAACAAGCAGGAAUAUUUUAAGAGAAGAAAAGUAUAAAAAUUCUGAUUCACCUGUUAAAUCAAUUCCACUCACAAUUACUUUCUCUCCAACACUUACUCUAUAUGAGCUCAGUGAAACGGUUUAUUCAAGUGAAGAAAGGAUAAAAUUUUCUGGAACACUUAAAUGCGAUUUGCUUGCAUAUAUUGAAUUUUGGGAUGGUGCAACAAGUGUUGGAAGAAUUGGUCCAUUUGAAUCUGGCACAAUAGCAAAUACUAUUUGGGAACUUCCGCAAACAAUGAAAUAUGGAAGUUAUAAUCUUGUCGCUAGAGCAAUAGACAAAAAUAAUUAUGAAUCAGAAGAAGGUGUUGAUAUCUUCAUUCAAAUUAGGAACAAACCUACAAUAACAUCUGUAACCAAUUACAAUACAGUUAUUCCAGAAGAUGGAUAUUUCUUCGGAUAUGCUCAUGUUAAUGAUCCUGAUGAAGGUAAACCAAUAAUCAUUUAUGGCCGCAUUAAUAAUGAUGGUGACACAUUUAUUUUAAGUAAUAAUUAUAAGACAUCAGAUGGAGGAAGUGAUCAAUAUUUCAGUAUGUUAAAUUAUCUUCCAGAAGAUGUUACUCUUUAUGUCUGGGCAUCAAGUUCAUAUAAUAAAAAUAAUAAAGAUAAGAAUGUAGUUUCAAAGGAAUAUCCAAUUCCAUUAUAUAUUACGGUUUAUCCAACAUUUGAAGUUACAUACUUGACAAACGAGGAAUACUUCUUGCCAAAUUCAACAAUUGAUUUUGCAUACAAAGUUUCAGAUGAUCAAGAAGUCAGCAUUGAUGUAUACUAUAAUUCAUUUUCACGUGUGCACUCAUCUCAGAAAAUCACUCUCAAGAAUGGAAAGGCAAGUGGCAAGAUUUCAUUUAGAAUCCCAGAAGAUGCUGAUAUAACUGACGAGCAUUAUAUUAUUCCAUAUGCUGUUGAUAACUUUGGAUAUAAGACACCUGGACCAUUCUAUGUUUUCAUGGUUCAGAAUAGACCAAAAAUAAAUAAAGUUGAAUUCAAUCCAAAGUUUGGUCUCCAAUCAGAAGAUAUCAGCGUUGAGAUUUUAUAUGAUGAUGUUGACAAAGGCAAAGUUCUUUACGGAUUCAUGCAAAUUGACAAUAGAAAAGUUGAGAAACCUUUCACAAGUUUCAUAUCCAAUGGAACUCUUAACCAAAUCGCCAAAAGUGGAAUUCAUAUUGAAUCAAAUGAAACUAUUGGUUCAAAGAAUAUUAAAUUCUGGAUUUCAUCUAGCAAAGAUGUUGAAUACAGGAAUAAUCUUGUUGUUUCAUCUCCACAAUAUGGUGCAACCCUCCAGGUAACAUAUAAACCAUCAAUGAAGUUAAGUAAACCAGAGAAGAAGGUUUAUAAAGAUGGAGAUAAAAUCAUUGUUGUAGGUUCUUUGAACUCUCAUACAGAUGUAACAUUAUUGUACUUUAUUGACCAGGAACAAUUAAAUGAAACCACGAAGAUUACUGUUGAAAGUGAUCCUCAGGCAUUUACGACAUUUGUUACUAUUACAUAUAAUUAUAAGUACGGAAAAUAUCAAUUCAGUGUUUUGGCGGAAGAUUCUAAUGGACAGAGAACUAAUCUCCAAAGUAUGGAAUUUGAAAUCCAUAAUCCACCACGAAUUCGUUCAUUCCAGAUUGAAAAUGAUGUCAUUAAACCAGGAGACAAAUUGAACGUUAAAGGAAAGGUAUUUGAUUCUGAUAUGGAUGACGAAAUCCGUAUCUUCUAUAAGAUUGAUCAAAGAUCCGACCAGCUUCUAUUAACGUUAUUAUCUGAUUCAACUGAAAUGUCAUUUGCAGAGUCAAUUACUCUUCCAUAUGAUAUUGAGUUAGGUGAUCAUACUCUUCAUCUUCAUUGCCGUGAUAAAGACAAUGAAAAAUCUGCAAUAGUUUCAAUAGCAUUCACUGUCUCGAAGAAGGCUGACAAUAAUGGCGGCGAUAGCACAGAUCCAUCAGGAGGCAAUUCAACCUCUGAUAAUUCUAAUUCAUCAAACUCAAAGAAGACAAGAGCAAAAUUUGCAGGACUUUAUGCUGGUAUCGCAAUUGUUGUCAUUGUUUUCAUUGUUUUGGUUAUUAUUGCAGUCCUUUUGCUCAUCAGAGGAAAGGGUAAUCAAAAUAAUGAAUCUGCAAGUGAUCAAGACUUCCAAGAAAAAGAGACACAAAUCAUUAGUAGCACAACAACAGCAUCAGUUAACCCAGACGAAGUUGCAACACAUGAUAAUCCGUUAUUUAAUUCAACAGAAAUAACUCAUGACAAUGAUCCAUUUUCUGAUGAAUUUGAAGAGCAGAAUCCUUAA